Molecule: messenger RNA, 2004 nt
Organism: Pogonomyrmex barbatus (red harvester ant)
Lineage: Eukaryota; Metazoa; Arthropoda; Insecta; Hymenoptera; Formicidae
Gene: abo
Product: de-etiolated protein 1 abo
Biological process (GO): protein ubiquitination; positive regulation of proteasomal ubiquitin-dependent protein catabolic process
Cellular component (GO): cullin-RING ubiquitin ligase complex; nucleus
Molecular function (GO): ubiquitin protein ligase binding; ubiquitin-like ligase-substrate adaptor activity
Source: RefSeq, a predicted model, not a curated record
GCUGGGUAUAUCCACCUGCCCAAUCGAUUAUUAACCUUUUCAAACAAAAAUCUCUACACGGACUUGUACAUGUCCAGGAUUUCACCGGAUGACGUUCGCUCGCCGUCAUUUCUUCACAAUCAUGCAACGCACUACGUAGUCAACGAUUCUCCGCGAUGUGAACAUCACAUUCGUGCAUUCUCGUGGGAUAAAUUUGUAAAAUAAUGGCUAGAGAGAGCAAGGAGUCCGUCGCGGAUCCUUGCCCUGUCAAGCCCCGCAGGAUUAGUCCGCAGAACGUGGUCCUGCGGCUUCGACGUAGGGAAACGAUGGGAUGCUCCUUUCCGGGGACACAUGUACAUUGCGCGAGACAAUUCUACCAAAAUGUGUUUCCCAAUUUUACUGUGAUGAACGUAGAGAAACCACCCUGUUUCCUUCGCAAAUUCAGCCCGGACGGGAGGUACUUAGUGGCGUUCAGCGCGGAUCAAACGUCGAUCGAGGUGUAUGAAUACCGCGGGGCGUCGGCUGCCGCAGACUUGUUGGCUGACUGCGAAGGCGAGUACACCGGCCACAAGAACGACGACUGUAGCUUUCACAUACGAAGUAAUAUCUUCGCGCGAUUUUUCAAGGUGAAGUGGAUUAUAAAUGUAGUAGAAAGCAACCAGCAAUUGAACAGAGAAUGCAGUCUUUUCACAGACGACGCUCGGUAUGUAAUCGUAGGUUCAGCCGCUCACAUCCCUGAGGAGUUGAGACCACACUUUUAUCAGAUUUACUCCAAUAAUGAGGCACUAACUCCAAAUCCUAGAUCUCCACUUGAGGAUUACAGUUUACAUCUAGUAGAUUUACGAGGUGGAAAGUUAUGUGACACUAGGCAUUUUAAAGUGGACAAAAUCUAUUUGUCACAUAAUCAAGGUCUGUAUUUGUAUAAGGAUAUACUAGCAGUCUUGUCUGUACAACACCAAACCAUACAUAUUUUUCAAAUUCUGGAUGGCAUGUUUAUAAAUGUCAGGACAAUAGGAAGGUUUUGUAUGGAAGAUGAUGCAUAUUUAGUUACAAGUGCUUUUCCUGGGAUUAAUUGUCGGCCGUUUAAGGAUGUUGCAAUAAAUAGUUUAAAACAUAGGUUAUUGGUAUAUUUAUAUAAAAGAGCAGAAUACAUAAGCUAUAUGACGAAAGAUCCAUAUGAAUUAAGAAGAUUCUUUCAAUAUUUUGAUCAGCUAAAUUCAUUACGAAUGUGGAAAAUGCAGCUGUUAGAUACAAACCAUAUUUUAGUAAGAUAUGCGAGUGAAGAAGUAGCGACUCUGCAAGCAAACGAACCAAAUGCACAGCCAGCUUUGUUAGUUGUUUAUAACAUGGUUACGGCAAAAAUUUUAGCAGCGUACGACAAUGCUUCGACUCAAUUGUUAACUCAAUUCGAAAAUUUUAGCGACUUUUUUAGAAACGCCAGAAUGAGCACGGAUUGUCAAUAUAUGUGUUCACCAUCUAAUAAUAUAUAUGCCAGAUUAUUACAGCAGAGAUUCAAGCAAACGAUAAUAAGUGCUAGAUAUGGAGGAGUUACCGAAGCCACAAAGAGACUGCUUGCACAGUUACCAAUCUGCGCGCAGUCCUAUUCUAGUUCUCCGUACCUCGAUUUAUCAUUAUUCUGUUAUGACGAUAAAUGGGUGUCUAUGAUGGAACGCCCUAAAGCAUGUGGGGAACAUCCAAUACGUUUUUAUGCACGUGACUCAGGUCUUUUAAAAUUUAGAAUGUAUGCUGGUAUGCUAGGACGAACAGCACCAACAGCUGCAAGACGAUUAGUCGCGUUCACGUUCCAUCCAACGGAUCCAUUUGCGAUUUCAGUGCAACGUACUAAUGCAGAAUAUAUUGUCAGUUUUCAUGUUAGGCAUGUCUAGAUCUUCCUUUUCUUGAUGCUUUAUCAAUGUAAAAUGAAUUUUUGUACAUUUGACAAAAAUUAUUAAGAUCUCUGCCAUAAAGUACAAAACGAACUUUACUUUUUGGACAAAACUUACAAUACGAUUAUAUGAAGAUAAA